Notothenia coriiceps (black rockcod) is the source of this 4923-nucleotide messenger RNA. Its product is annotated as synaptic vesicle glycoprotein 2C-like. Gene Ontology annotation, cellular component: synaptic vesicle membrane. The transcript is spliced from 10 exons. Bases 1 to 1278 code for a protein of 425 amino acids. NCBI's taxonomy places the organism in Eukaryota, Metazoa, Chordata, Actinopteri, Perciformes, Nototheniidae. Gene Ontology annotation, molecular function: transmembrane transporter activity. Gene Ontology annotation, biological process: chemical synaptic transmission; transmembrane transport. The record is from RefSeq and is a predicted model, not a curated record.
AUGUCACGCUGGAGUUUCAGCAUGGGUUCAGCCUAUCAGUUCCACAGCUGGAGAGUGUUUGUGGUGGUGUGUGCGCUGCCGUGUGUCUCUGCAGUGGUCGCUCUCACUUUUAUGCCUGAAAGCCCCCGCUUCUUACUGGAGAAUGGUAAACAUGACGAGGCCUGGAUGGUGCUCAAACAAAUCCAUGACACCAACAUGCGCGCCCGUGGAGAGCCUGAGAGAGUGUUCACUGUCAACAGGAUAAAAGUCCCCAAGCAGCUGGACGAGCUGGUGGAGAUGCAGAAUGAGUCAGCCAACCCCGUCCUCAAAGUCCUCUACAAGAUCAAGGCUGAGCUCAGAGGAAUCUGGUUGACUUUCAUGAAAUGCUUCGACUACCCAGUGAAAGACAACACUAUAAAGCUGGCUAUAGUCUGGUUUACUCUAUCAUUUGGGUACUACGGGCUCGCCGUCUGGUUCCCGGACGUCAUCAAGCACCUCCAGGCCGACGACUACGCCUCCAGAGUGAAGAUCCACAACAACGAGCGCAUCGAAGACUUCACCUUCAACUUCACCCUGGAGAACCAGAUCCACAGGAACGGCAUGUUUCUGAACGACAGGUUCAUCAGUAUGAAGAUCAGGUCAGUCACAUUCAUCGACUCGUCCUUCCUCAACUGCUACUUUGAAGACGUCUCCUCCGUAGGGUCCUACUUCCAAAACUGCACUUUUGUCGAUUCCUUCUUUUACAACACAGAUGUUGACGAUGCCAAACUGACAAAUUCAAGAGUGAUCAACAGCUCCUUCCACCACAACAAGACGGGCUGUCAGAUGACGUUUGACGCCGACUACAGCGCCUACUGGGUCUACUUUGUCAACUUCCUGGGAACGCUGGCUGUGCUGCCCGGCAACAUCGUCUCUGCGCUGCUCAUGGACAAAAUAGGACGUCUCAGCAUGUUAGGAGGCUCCAUGGUGCUCUCAGGCAUCAGCUGCUUCUUCCUGUGGUUUGGCACCAGCGAGUCCAUGAUGAUCUUCAUGCUGUGUCUCUACAACGGCCUCAGCAUCUCCGCCUGGAACUCGCUGGAUGUCGUCACCGCUGAGCUGUACCCGACAGACAGGAGGGGCACAGGCUUCGGCUUCUGCAAUGCCAUGUGUAAGCUGGCGGCGGUGCUGGGCAACCUGAUCUUUGGCUCUCUGGUUGGCAUCACCAAGGCGAUCCCCAUCCUGCUGGCCUCGUCUGUGCUGGUUGCCGGCGGGUUGGUGGGGCUCCGACUGCCAGACACACGGGCCAAUGUCCUCAUGUAAACCUCCACACAGGACAGAGUGUUGUUUGCCAGGUAUUUACUCAGUUUACUGAAUAACAAUUCUUUAAUGGACUGAUUUAUUUGAAGCUGCCAUAAUUUUUGUAUUUAUUAUUUGCUGAAGAAUGUUGACUGUGUUCUCAAACAGGACAAGGGUGUGUUAUUAUGUUAUUUCUGAGUAAAAACCUGGUAAACAAUAAAAGAUAAUGAGUUGCAGUUUGACUUCCCAAUGAGCUGUAGAUAUAAAGAGUUUGGAGAAAACAAUGAAAGGUUAGAAAUGUACGAAGUGUACGUGGCUGGUUGCCAAAGCGCUGGGCAUUCAUGCAGAAAUUAAAAUGCUACUGCUCAGAAACAAGUAAGAAUUGUCGGUGGUGAUGAAACUCUGAAUAUCAGCAGCUCAUUAGCUGUUUUCACACAUGCAGCACACAAAUAUGUGUAAAAACUGCAAAAGGCUUGGACUUCCCACUACCUUCCACUUCAAAAUCUCUAUUAGAUGUACUCAGAUUAAAGGGAUAGUUUGAGCUUUUGGGACCCAUGAUUAUUCAAAGCUCACAUUAGCAGCUGCUUAGCUUAAUUUAAAGACAGGAAACACAGGGAAUAGCUAACCUGUCCGAUGGUAAAAAAUCUGCCUAUCACAUUAAGCUCACUUAUUUACCUUUUUUCAUAUCAUCCUGUACCAAAAAAAAGUAGCUUGACCAUUGGUCAUUUUAUGUGGUUAGGGGCCAGAUUUCUUGGUCAGUAACUUUGCAGUGCUGUUGCUUUUCGAACAGAUUUACCCACAAAAUGCAUAAUUCUAUUAGUGAGCUUCCGAAGUGCUGAUAAGUAUAUUUUGUUACUUUAGUUUGAACAGAGCAAGGCUAGUUGUUCUCCUAUGUUUCCAGUGUUAGUGCUAAGCUAACUAGCAGCUAGCGGUAGCAUAAUUACAUUACAAACAUUAGGAGUGCUUUCGCUCAAUUGCAUCCAACUCUGAGCAAGAAUGCUAAUAAGUGUGUAAAGUUCAGGUAAAUGUCAAACUAUUCCUUUAAGUAAAACAAUAUUUUUAACAAACAUUUAUGUGAUCAGACUUGUUUUUAUGUAUAUUUAUAUAUUUAAUAAUUUAUGAUUGUUAUUGCCAGUGUGCUUUUUCGAGUUGAAAGGCCAGACAUUGAAGGUUCUUUUUUUCCUCUGUUAUUACACCUGUGAUUCCAUAUGAUUGGCGACGUUCAAGCCUUUUGCUGCACAUUUUAAGAAUGACAAGGCCAUAAGAAAAAUAUAUAAAUAAAUAAAGUAGUUUAGUCAAAACCGGCAACUUCAACAGUUACAUUUCUAAAGUGAAAAAAAGUUUACAUUUUCUGCUUCGUAGAGCAAGAGACUUUUGGGAUUUGAAACCUGUUUGUCUGAAUGCUUCCUUUCUCCCUCUUUCGUGUCUGUGUCGUGUUUCGUCUCGUGGCGCCGAGCUCACCGCGAAGGGCUUUGCUCUCCGUUGCAAUCCAAUCUGUAAAAAAGGAAUUUAUACGCUGUUGAAAUCUGCACUCCUCCCUGUUUUGGUUUAUUGUCUCACUGUCCUGGUGUAUCUUUCCCAGUCUUGCCCUCUUGCUUUGUUUAGCUCCUCCUGCCUUGCUGCUGCUCCCCCAUACAACUCAAAGGCCUUUCUCAAAUGUCGUGCCUCUUUCUCCAUUGAGCCCGUCUCUUCUUCCAAACCUUUGCUGGAAGCUUUGCUGCUCUGUCCUGCUUUUUAUCGGCUUUGCAUCUCUUGAUACUGCAGUGUUUAUGAGUGUGUGUUUGAGUGUGUGUGCCAGACAAACCCUGAUAAGAUCAGUGAGCUUCUUUUUUGUUUUAUUUUCUACACCAGGGAGUGUUUUUUGGAAGAUUUUAACAAAAUGAUGAAGUGAAAUUAAAAGCCAUGCUUAAAUGAUCAGUUCACCCAAAUUCCCCCAAAACAUGCCAUGCAAACACUUAAUGUGGAUCUCAUCAAGACAGAGAAAGUCAUUUGGAUUUAUCCUCUAGGGUCAAUGAGUGUUUGUACAACAUUUCAUAAUAAUUCAUCCAAUGUUUCUUGAGAUAUCUCACUCAAAAGCAGAAAUGUCAACCUCAUAAUUGAGCUAGAGUAAACGUCAGGGGAUUAGAAAAGUCAUUAGAAUCCACCUUCUGGAGACCAUUAAUGUUUGUUCAACAUUUCAUGAUAAUUCAUGUAAUAUUUGUCAAGAUGUUGACCAACAUUUCCCUUCCUUGAACAACACCUAGAUGUACUUUUCUAAAAAACAGUGUCCCUACUCUAGAAAACCCACAUACAUAUUUCCAGAGGGAUUCUUUUAUCUGUAAAAAGUAGAUCCCAUGAAAGGAGUGAGGUCCUUCAGAUGAGCUCAGAUGUUGUUUCUGGAAAGAGACACUGUUGAGAUUUUCACCAAACAAUAUGUAACUCACCUUCAUUUAAAUGAAAUGCUGGGAGAAACCUCAGAGACAGAUAUCCGGGAAAAUACAACUACAACUAGAUACUAUCUCUGCUAAGUAAAUACAAAAAUAUGUUUUUUUGUAAUUUGGGUGAACAGACCCUUUAAAACCUCUAAUGAAUGGAACUUUUGCUGCUACAAUGUUUAAAAAAGGAAAAAAGGUCAUUUGUAAAAUAUAAAAUGUUAUCUUCUGGGUUUGCAAAAUGUCAAAUAACACAAAACUAAAGUACUGUUUAUUCAGUUCUUUUUUGUUGCUUAUAUCAUAUUUCUUACUCUGGAAAUGUGUGCGGUACAUAGGCUCCUACAUGCAGCAUUUUCAGUUUUUUUCUUACUGAAAUGCAAUUGUUUUGAGAUCUGGUUUCCUGAUGUUUGAUUCUUUAUCUCCGUCCAACAUCCCCCUCCACCUGUGCAGAAAAAACUCACUGUUUGCAAAAAGAAAUCCUGCAUGUUUGUUACUGAAGUCCUUCUGUUGUGUGUGCUUUUUCCAUCUUGGUGUCUUCGCUGUUCCUCUGCGAGGGGAAACAGACAUGCGAUUCCCGGGUCAAAGGUGAAUGUAUCAUUCUCGUGUGUCGUCAGGUUGGUUGUGGACAGGUGUUCAUUAUACUGAGUUGACUUCUAUGUCAUUGUGAAAGGGCAUGCCAGUGUUGAGAUGACUGUAUGUACUACACGAUGUUACCCAUCAGGGGUGGUCAAAUCUGCUUUUUGUUGUGAAGGUUUCCAGGCAGAUUCAUCAUGAAGUCACUGAAGCAGGAAUGACAUUUCCAGAGUUAUGACUUUCAGAUUUUAAAACCUCUGCUGUCAAACAAUAUGUGAAGGUGUGUGUAAAAACAAUAACCUGUCCUUGAUAUGAUUUAUUUUGUUAAGAAAAGGCUCAAGUGAAUGCAGUGUAAAGGUGGAUUCCUCUGGUGUCUACAUAUUGAAUAAAGAGUUUCAUUUGAAUAGCUGUCGGGCAUUCAUUGUGCAAGAAUAAAUAUGGCCUCAUUCACUUACACCAGCAGAUGGCGACAUUUAUACAACAUUAACCAUGUGCGCUUAUGAGGUGCUUUCUAUAUGUCUUUAAAAUACGCUAAUUCAAAGAUUUAUUGGACAAAAUAGCAGAUUGAUUUUUUUUCCAAAUUGGUUGAACCUUUAGAUUAACCCCUCAAUUUCAAUAAAAAAAAAAACAUGAAGAUAGCUUGUGCCUCUAAACUGAAAUGUCCCAACAUUUGCUGCAUUCAUUU